Messenger RNA from Entelurus aequoreus (snake pipefish), 3170 nucleotides. Its product is annotated as coxsackievirus and adenovirus receptor homolog. Gene Ontology annotation, biological process: homotypic cell-cell adhesion. Gene Ontology annotation, molecular function: cell adhesion molecule binding. The record is from RefSeq and is a predicted model, not a curated record. The coding region runs from base 850 to 1704 and encodes 284 amino acids. NCBI's taxonomy places the organism in Eukaryota, Metazoa, Chordata, Actinopteri, Syngnathiformes, Syngnathidae. The transcript is spliced from 2 exons. Gene Ontology annotation, cellular component: basolateral plasma membrane; bicellular tight junction; intercalated disc.
UUUUUGCUGAAAGGAUUUAGUAUAGAACAACGAUAAAGUUCGCAACUUUUGGUCUCUGAUAAAAAAAAACUUGCCCCUACCGGAAGUAGCGUGAUGACGUUGUCAGUUGUUCACUCCCUCAUAUUUUCCUAUUGUUUUCAACGCAGCUAGAGCUAUUCGGACCAUUACCCCAUUAAUUUGAGCGAGGAUGAAAGAUUCGUGGACGAGGAACGUUAGAGUGACGGACUAGAAUGCAGUGAAAUACAUACUUUUUUUCGCUCUGACCGUAACUUAGGUACAAGCUGGCUCAUUGGAUUCCACACUCUCUCCUUUUUCUAUUGUGGAUCACGGAUUUGUAUUUUAAACCACCUCGGAUACUAUAUCCUCUUGAAAAUGAGAGUCGAGAACCCGAAAUGGACAUUCACAGUGACUUUUAUCUCCACGACAAUACAUCGACGAAGCUCAUUAGCAUGAGCUAACGUGAUAGCAUCUUUCUCAAAUGCAGAUAGAAACCAAAUAAAUAAAUCCAUGACUGGAAGGAUAGACAGAAGAUCAACAAUACUAUUAAACCAUGUACAUGUAACUACACGGUUAAUAGAUCUCAGCCCGGCAAAGCUUAACAAUGCUGUUGCUAACGACGCUAAGGCUGACUUAGCAACUUAGCAACCGGAACUCACAGAGCUAUGAUAAAAACAUUAGCGCUCCACCUACGCCAGCCAGCCCUCAUCUGCCCAGCUCAUCAACACCCGUGCGCACCUGCGUUCCAGCGAUCGACGGCGCGACGAAGGACUUCACCCGAUCAUUCGUGCGGUGGCCAGUUAGCAUCGGCUAGCGCGUCUGCUAUCCAACAGGCUCCUGUCCAACAGUCCAAUGAUGAUGUCUGUGCUGUGGUAUUUUGCAGCGGGGCUGGCGUUUUGCACCAAAAACCCAGCUUGGGCUUUUGCCUUCAUCUCCACCGAGGAGGACUAUUACGCAGUCCAAGAAUCAAACGUCACAAUUUCCUGCAAAUUCAUACAAGACAUCCAUGACGUCCAUGACAUCUCAAACAAAAUUAUAAUUAGGUGGUAUUUUAAGUCUCCAGAAGAAAAGCAGACAGAGAUUUUAAUGUAUCAUGGAGGCCAACUUGAUAUUGACCCAAACUACAGCAGGGUUCACUUCACAACUCCUGAACCCGGCCAUGGAGAUGCUUCCAUAGAGAUUAGUGACCUGCGUAUGUCAGACGAGGGGAUCUACCAGUGCAGCGUAUGGUGCAAGCAUAAAGGGAAUUCUGGUGGCGUAACCCUGAUCCAACACAUGAACCUGAAAGUCAUGGAGAAGCUGAGCGCCCCGGUUUGUGCCAUGGAAGGCGAUCCUGUGUGGGGCAAUGACGUGACGUUCCAAUGCGAAUCCUCACAAGGCACCCCCCCGCUGAAUUACAGCUGGGAAAAGAUGAGUGAAAACCAGAUGUUGGCUCCUAACGCCAGUGGGGACGCCAUAGGAGGGAACUUGACUUUAAAAAGGCUCUCCGAGGACAACUGUGGAAGCUAUCGCUGUACGGUGGAAAAUCUGCUUGAGACCCAACUCUGUGAGAUCCUACUACCGUGUCUAAAUGACCCAGUGGUGGCGAGAAGAAACAAAAUAAAAGUUAUCACUGCAGUGGCAAUGUCAAUCGUUAUCCUUUUGGUGGUCAUUGUUGUCGGUUUUUGGAGCUUGAGGAGAAUUAAUCAAGAGCAAGUGUCCAAUUAAAUAGUGGCGACACAUCAUCCAAGUGGUUUUCCACUGAGAAAACCUUCCGACAAACAUUUUUUUGACACUCAACUGUGGUAACAUUUGUCAUGCGACGUAAUUUGAGGACACAUUUAAAGGUUAUGUACCCAUGAAGCACACAGAUUGGUCCAAGAUGUCCCUUGAAGAAAAUAAGUUAUGUAUAUUAAAAUCACAUAAACUAACCUCUCCACCGCAACAACCAAGACGAAAGAGCUGUCAUAGGACCAUUGUGGACCUGCACAAGACUACUUUAGUCUACAAGAAGCUUUUUGAGAAGAGAUCGCUAUUGGCGUAAUAAUUCAUAAAUGGAACACAUACAAAAUAAGACAAAAUCUUCACUCAUGGACUGAUUUUGAGAUAGGUGAUGUAGCAGAGCCUAUUUUCAAGCGGUGCAGAUAACUGACAAUAUGACCUGGUCCCUACACACCGGAGCUCUUGUAAAAAAGAACUCAGCAGCGCAUGCACGAGCACAGCUCCCUCCCCCCUGUUCUCACCACAUUCUACAGAGGCACUAUAGAGAGCCUACUGACCAACUGCAUCUCUGUUUGGACUGAGCCUGCAGGGCCUCAGACUGGAAGUCUCUCCAGAGGUGAGGACUGCGGAAAAGAUCAUCAGGACUCUUCUUCCUCCUAUCCAGGAGAUCGCAAAAAGCCGCUACCUGACCAGGGCUCAGAAAAUCUGCAGAGACUCUCCAGAGUAGUCAUCACUUUGUACAUCAUCUUUUUUGUCACAAGGGUAACUGUAAGCUCCAAACGUAAGAUUAUGACCUAUGCAUCUCUUAUACAUCAUCUUUUGUAAAGGGAACCUUUAAACUUCAAACGUAAAAUUAUGACAUAUGCAUCGUGUUUCCCUUGUGGGAUGUGUUAUUGACACUGAAUGGGUUUGCUGCUGCCCAUGUCAGGGAAUCCAACUGAGUCUUCUUGUGCCGGUAAGUAGAUAUAUAUUUUUUUUCACUUCCUCCAGGUUUGCAAAGGUUUUUUGGAGGGAUUGUGAUUAAAUAACAUGCUCUCAGUGUCAUGUCUGUGUUGAUCUUGUUUUUGUUUUGCUUGGUUUUUGGACACUUUUUAGUUCCUGGUUUCACUUCCUGGUUUUGUUUUGUUUCCAUGGUUACUCAUUAGUUUCACCUGUUCCACAUUUGGACUCACACACACCUGUCUCACGUUUUCACAUUGUCAUGUCACGCACCUGUUCACAGUUAGUCACGCACCUGUUUUCACUUAUCAUGUCACUAUAUAGUUUUUUCUGUUUCUGUUGUUCGUCCUGGCGACAUCACACAUUCAUGCCAUGUUCACAGUUCCUUGUCACGUAAGUUUUUGUUUGUUUCAUGGUCAUAGUUUUUUUUUUGCUCAAGUGCUAGUUUUUUUGUUUCAUUAGUCAAGUUUGUUCUCCGCCUUUGUGCGCGCCUUUUGUUUGUACCCUUUUGUUUGUACUUUGUAGUUUAUAGU